GGGCUGGCGUCCUCACGUUGCAUCUGGCGGAUGACUGUAGACGCCUUAGUACUGUAGCCGGUAAGGGGUGUACAUGUAGUAGAGGCAAACGUUGCAGGGUGACACUGGGGAGGAGAGGAUGUCGAGCGAGUUAUCUCCGGCUCGAACCCGUACUCCUCAAGCAAAACCACUGGAGGAGCACCAAGAGUUAUCUCCGGCUCGAACCCGAGCCAGGUCCUGACUCCUGAUCCGCACCGCACACGGCAAGGGGGCAUCGCCGACGGGCCGUCAGCGGCGAGACCCAAGCCAACACAGCCCAGCGAUGUCGGCGCGUGACCGCGAGACGGCCGAGGCGCUGGUGCGCCUCGCCGCCUCGCUGGACGGGGCGGUGCUCGGCCUCGGCACGGCUGCCGUCGCCGUCGCGUCGUGGGUCAAGUACCUCGCCGUCUCGGGGCAGCUACGCCUCGUCGCCUCCGCGGCGACGGCCUCCAUCGCCGACGCCCGCUCCCUCCUCUCAGGCGACGGCGCCGAGCCGCGGAUCGCCGCGGUGCGGGGCUACGUGCGGGCCCAUGACAAGUUCUUCCGGGCCCCGUUCUCAGGCGAGGCGGGCGUCGUCACGAAGCACACCCAGAUGUGUUUGUUCACAGAAUGGAGAGGCAUCUUUGGAUGGACCUUUGAUCUGCAUGCUCUUCUUUUCAGAUCAUGGAAAGAGCAAAUUGUGACGUCUUUUAGAUCGGUUCCAUUUGUUCUGGUUAGUACUGAAUUAGGAAAUCCUACGGGAGUGGUACAUAUAAAUGUGGAUAAGGCGGAUCAACCGUUGCCUCUUACCACAGUGUUUCAUAAACUUAUCCCACUUGAGACGACUCCUUACACAUUGUUUCAAACUAUUAUUGGCAACGGCUAUCCGAUUGCGUUGUUGGAUGAAGAAAAAAUACUACCGAUUGGUAAGAAAAUUACAGCAAUAGGACUAUGUCAAGCAAAGGAUGCAGAAAGUGUUGAGAUAACAUCGUGCCCAGAGAUCCCCUUUUUCUUAUCUGAACUAACCAAGGAUGAGAUGCAAGCUCAGCUGGCUUCACGUGCUAGGAUACUCUUCUGGGGUAGUAUUGUUUUGGGAACCUUGUCGGUUUGCCUAGUGGGCCAUGCCAUUUACAGGGGCUGGACGAGAAUCAAACUACGAAGAGAGGCUAGGCAUGCACGACAGAUGUUUGAGGAGGCUGAAGAUGCUAUUCACAGGGAUGACUCUAGUGAUGAUGAUGAAAUAGGAGACGGGCAACUAUGUGUUGUGUGCUUAAGGAAGAGAAGGAGGGCAGCUUUUAUUCCAUGUGGGCAUCUUGUCUGCUGUUCCGAAUGCGCAUUAACAAUAGAGCGUACACCUCAUCCAUUGUGCCCUAUGUGUCGUCAAGACAUCAGAUACAUGAUGAGGGUUUAUGACUCUUGAGUACUACUACUAUGAAGAACCCCCUGAGUUGCUGCGUGUUUAAUUUGUUCACAGAUGAGACAUCUAUCUGUCCAUUUUGUCUGAAUUUUACCAUAAUCUAAGUAGCAUAUGAAAUAGAGUUCAGGAUGAAUUCGUUUGAUUUUAUUUGCAGGUAUGCUGCUGAUAAGAUCUACACGCUUCCUUGCUGACCCAUGCAAACCUGAGGAGCACAACUGUUCGUCCUGCUGGGCGUUUUCCUAGUCAAGGUGGCCUACCCUGGAUUUGUGAAUAUAAUGUCUUGACCCUCCAAAUUAUGCUCUUGAUUGCCUGGGACAAAUAGCUUAGCUGAAGUCAUGAACUAACGUAGAGUUAUUUUUUGUUUGCUUUGCGCAUAUGUCUAUCCAUCAUGUAAAGCACAGGGUUUACUGCAAAUAGGUUAAAGAUUUGGACAUUUUCUGCCAUCUGAUCGUCACCUCUAGUGCUGUGGAAGAGGUUGCAAAAAAAAAAAUGCUGCUCGUCGUGAUGAACGCAAUGCUGUUCCUGCUCUACGGUAACCUGGCACCAGAUAACAGCGGUGUCGGAGCCUUAUGCUUGCCAGCGGAUAACAUCGCCGAAGCGUGAAGUCUUGUUCUGAUGCUGGCUGCGUGGUGUUUGGUUUGCUAGAACAGUGGUGUCCACUCUACGCCGAAUCAUUGAGAAACUCUAGUGUUAGCAAACUGUAAUUUUAGAACAGGCGUAGAGUGGAGUUUUUAAAACUCUAAACUGGCUGCCUGGUGAAUGCUGUUCUAGCAAUACUAUGGUUUUAAAAAAUUUAUUGCAUGUAUAAUGCUC
Messenger RNA from Zea mays, 2227 nucleotides. RefSeq names its product E3 ubiquitin-protein ligase SPL2. Gene Ontology annotation, molecular function: ubiquitin-protein transferase activity. The transcript is spliced from 7 exons. The record is from RefSeq and is a predicted model, not a curated record. Lineage: Eukaryota; Viridiplantae; Streptophyta; Magnoliopsida; Poales; Poaceae. The coding region runs from base 302 to 1417 and encodes 371 amino acids. Gene Ontology annotation, biological process: organelle organization; protein ubiquitination.